AUGAGUCAAUGCCCACUAGGAUUUAAAGGUACACCGCCACCUGGACACCCAAAAGUCGCAGGACUCGACACGUCUUCACCGCCAUCAGCAAGUGAUGCGGCGUCAACGCCAGCCAGCGCAUCAGAAAAGGGCGGGUGGAACCCUUGGCUGCUGUUGGUGGUCGAUGCAGUGUUCAUCUUGGUGGCCAUCUACGUUGCCAAGAACGGUGUGCCACGAGCGAUAGCCGAUCCCGUCAAGGCGGCACUGACAAGGGCGCAACGCAAGGUCGAUACAAAGAUCGAGUGA
Molecule: messenger RNA, 285 nt
Organism: Sporisorium graminicola
Lineage: Eukaryota; Fungi; Basidiomycota; Ustilaginomycetes; Ustilaginales; Ustilaginaceae
Exons: 1
Coding region: 1-285 (94 amino acids)
Source: RefSeq, a predicted model, not a curated record